GGGAAAGAGCUACUACUAAGCUAAUACAACUAAUUCCACCUAAACAGGAGAACACGGAAUCAUGUCGAAACGAUCCGGUGGCAUGAACCUUGGUGGCCUAAUGGCCAAGAAAUCGAAACUAGAUAAAAAGACGGCCGCGAGUGCCGAGGCAAGCCGAAUCGGUAUAGGCGGAAAAGGCCCAAGCAAUCCGUACCUAACAAAACCAGUCCCUCCCGAACAAAUGAUCCAAAUCUUGCUUACGCAGUUUCGCAACGCUGCUCGAAAGCGCCACGGCAGCAACGGCAGCAAGCCAUAUGCGAGCCCAUUUUGCGAAAUCGAAGCACGCAUCGGUAUUCUCAAGGUCCAUAACCGUAGGGUUACUUCGAGUGGCCCCAAACGGGUCAACGGGACCGUCGUUCGGGCUUUUGACGGAGGGUCUACGCCGUCCGGAGUAGAGCCUCCAUCCAUGGUCAGCGGAAUUUCUCGAAGCCACUUUGUCGGAUGGACACUGGCAGGCUUGUCGGAAGCGUCGCCCUUGUCCUCUGCACUUGGGGAAAUGUCCGAGAACAGCAAAGAAAUCAAGAAAAAGCUAGAYGAGCACGAAUAUGUCGAGACCGUAUUUGCCGGCUAUGAGGGGGAUCGACGGGUUUCCUUUCCGGGGUAUGUCGAUGUGGAACACCCACCCUCGGCUCSAGUUCCGACCAGAUCGGGCAGCAUGGAAUACAAAGAAAAAAUUGACCAGCGCGAUCUAAUUAUACCGGCUGCUAAGUAUGAUUUGCGAAUCGGAUUGGCCACCGAAAAGAUCGUUGAUCCGAAUGUUACGACUAUCCCUCCGGGGUGGUCGUUGCAUCGGGUGAAACGACGACGAUCCUACAAACGAAAAGACAAGAACAUGGGAUGGCAGRUUGAWGUCACCGAGGUCACAUCGACGCCGAGGCACGAUCUAUCGAAGAAAACGGUCGUGUAUGAAAUCGAAAUGGAAUUGCAGGCAGAUGUCUUGUUGAACCUCAUCAACAUGGAAGAUAAGGACCAGAUACGAACGGAGACACACAAAUUAUCACAACAGCUAUGGUGGAUCCUCUCACAUCUCAAUCCAUUGGAAGAAACUGUGGAUGUUGAAGAAUACCUGAUCGACCAUCCCGACAAGAAGGCUGUUCAAUUGGCACUGGCAACCUGUGGGGCCCUCAAAAAGUUUAUGGACGGUCGUCCAUCUCACGCCCACGGGCAACCCAUUGAAGUCGGGAGUCUUCCCCUGGCAAAUCCAGGGACAAUUCCACCUCCUUCGUUGGCAAAUACCAAGUUUUGUGGCUGUAUGCCCAUUGGUUUUUCCCGACACAACAUCGAGGACGUUCAGCGGGGGAGCAAAUACUUUUUGAGCGAAAAAACUGAUGGUGUUCGUCAUUUCAUGAUAUUUACGGGCGAGACCGUAGUACUGGUCGAUCGCGCCAUGAGGGGGAAACAAUGCAUACCAAUCGCGAAACACCAACAAGAAAAGAGCGCAGAACCGAUGGCCUCUGUGAUUCCGUUGAUCAAAGCCGGCACCGUAUUUGAUGGCGAAGUUGUGAUGCACCGGGGAAAUGGCAAAAAACACGGCCCGAGGCCGUUGUUCAUUGUCUUCGAUGUCUUGACUAUCGGACCGAGCGCGGUCGUUAUGCAUCUACCUUUUGAAAAGAGACUCGAGCACCUAAAGAGAGCCACUUUCCGAACACCAACAGCGAACCGCGACAUGUUUGCCGAUUCGGCGAUUGCCGAUUUGAGCAUUCCCUUGCCGCUGGUGCGGAAAAACUUUGUCCAGCGGACGGACAUUGCGGAGCUCUUGAACAAUGUGAUAGAAGAAAAGGGAUUUCGAUCAUAUCGACGACUGCCUAUCCACAAUCACUUGACCGAUGGGAUCAUCUUUCAGGUAAGAAAAAAAAGAGAACCUACAAUGAUUUUGGGUGUGCAAAUUAUUCGUUUUCUGUCUGCUGUUUUGAACGCGAUGGAAGAUUCUUUGAUACGUUCUCCUCGAAUGGAUCUGAAUUUUCUCAUUCAUUUUUGUGACUUUUCAAUGCUUUGCCUGACUUCAUGCAUCAUUAUUUUAAAUUUUUUUCCUUCUUGUUUCGUUUCGAUUCAGCCUAAUCUUCCGUACAAGUGCGGGACAGAUGUGAAUUUGUUGAAGUGGAAAUACCUAGAUACUUGCACCAUCGAUGUCCAACUCUUGCUCGAGGGUGGGUACAGGCCCCGAGGUGGAGUCGAGGAGGACGACGAUCCUCUGAACACAGGAGUGGGAGGGCCCGACAACACUUCUGUAGACAUGUCCCGGUACGUGAAAUUGCCGGCCAGCGAACGAUACCGUCUCGAAGCCGACAAAAUGGAAGUGAAGUCGAAGAUCCACAUUGCCGAGGUUGGGUUCGAUCCGCUGUCGGGAGAGUGGUAUUAUCUAACCAUGCGUCCCGACAAGAUCGCUCCGAACCACAUCAGCACUGUGCUUGGUACCCUGCUGGAAUUGUCGGAGAGCCUCACAACCGAGGAGUUGCAAUAUCGAAUGAGCGUUCCUCCAGGACAGCGCGACACGUAUCGUAAGGAUCUAAAGGGAAUGAUGAAACAGCUUCUAAGCUACCAGAAGCAAAGCAUUUUCAAACAGCAACAAGCAGGCAGGCGAUAGGCAUUGGGAUGCAGGAGAAAAACGCGACGAAAUUCAGAAAACGUCUGCUCAUUUUCUUGGCUUCUUCUAUGACUCGAGUCUUUACAAAAAACUGUUAAUUCUACGAAGCGUCAAUAGAAAACUUUGCACUUU
Molecule: messenger RNA, 2755 nt
Organism: Pseudo-nitzschia multistriata
Lineage: Eukaryota; Bacillariophyta; Bacillariophyceae; Bacillariales; Bacillariaceae
Source: the annotation of a GenBank genome assembly